This is a messenger RNA of Saprolegnia parasitica CBS 223.65, 1905 nucleotides long. RefSeq lists its product as hypothetical. Gene Ontology annotation, molecular function: RNA helicase activity; ATP binding; nucleic acid binding. Lineage: Eukaryota; Oomycota; Saprolegniomycetes; Saprolegniales; Saprolegniaceae. The record is from RefSeq and is a predicted model, not a curated record. The coding region runs from base 1 to 1905 and encodes 634 amino acids. Gene Ontology annotation, biological process: maturation of SSU-rRNA. The transcript has 15 exons.
AUGGACGCGUUCCAGAGCCUCCAGCAAGGCGCUUCGUUCGACACGAAGCGCUUCAAGUCGGACAUCAACCUCUUCAAGAAUGCCAAGAAGAGCGGCGCGAUCGGCAAUGGCGUCGCCAACACCAACAUUGGCGAGCUCGACUUCUUUGGCUGCAACGCCGCGCCUGCGCCGGCGCCCAAGAAGCCGCACCAGCGUGCGCGCACGUCUAGCAUCGAUGUGCCCAAGUGGGCCGGCGGUGGCGAGGCCGAGCCCAAGCGCAAGGAAGGCAGCAAGCAGCGCCGGAAGCGCAAGCUCAGCGAAGACGCACUCGCUGAAGAAAAGGUGGCGCAGGCCGACCGCCUCGCCGCGUCGCGCCUCCUGGCGCCGUCGACCAAGUCCAAGAAGACCAAGCCGGCCAAGCGCGCAGCGCCAUCGUCGUCGUCGUCCAGCGAGAGCAGCUCUGCCGAAGACGAGCAAGACGAGGAUGACGACGAAGAGGCCAGCGACGACGAUGAUGAAGAGAAUGUCAACGUCUUUGGCAACACGGUGACUGCCGAUGAGAGCGCCGCGCCGCGCUCCAACCACGCCGACGACAUCAAGCAGCUCCGGAAGCGACUCAACAUUUCGACGUGGGGCACCAUGGUGCCAGACCCAAUCGUCGAGUUUGCCGACAUGGCCGGUGCCAGCAGUCUUCGGUCGACGCUCCUCGCCAACGUGGAGGCGUCGCAAUACAAGAACCCGACGCCCAUUCAGAUGCAAGCGAUUCCGGCGACGGCUGCGUUUGCGAUUCCGAUGCUCUUGAACUUGGAGUGCCCGCGCCAGGACCAAGGCAUUCGGUCGGUCGUGCUCGUUCCGACGCGCGAACUCGCGGUGCAAAUCCACGCCGAGUUUCAGCGCCUCAGUGCCGGGCGCAAAUUUCACAUUUCGCUGCUCUCCAAGGCCAGUGCGUCGACCAUGGCAUCGCAUGCCAAGAACUGCACGGUCAACUAUGACGUGGUGAUCGCGACGCCGCUGCGCCUCGUGCAUCUCAUUACCGAGAGCGCGUUGGCCCUCGACAAGGUGGACAUGAUCUGCUUGGACGAAGCCGACCGGCUUUUUGAGAUGGGUUUCGUCGAGCAAAUCGACGAGGUGUUUGCGGCGUGCACCAACCCGUCGCUCCAGCGGAUGAUGUUUUCCGCCACCAUGCUCGAGGGUGUCGAAGAAAUGGCCCAGAGCGUGCUCAAGGACCCGAUCAAGGUCGCGAUCGGUGUCAAGAACGCUGGCGCCAACACGAUCAACCAGCGCCUUUUGUUUGUCGGCAAGGAAGAAGGCAAGCUCGUGGCCAUGAAGCAGCUCAUCCAAGAGGGCUUGAAGCUCCCGGUGCUCAUGUUUGUUCAAAACAAAGAUCGUGCCAAGGAGCUCUUCCACGAGCUGGUCUACGACGGUAUCAACGUUGGCGCGAUCCACGCCGACCGUACCAAAGAACAGCGCGACAAGGUCAUCAAGGACUUUCGAACGGGCUCGGUGUGGGUCCUCAUCUGCACGGAUCUCAUGAGCCGCGGUAUUGACUUCAAGGGUGUCAACAUGGUCAUCAACUAUGAUUUCCCUCAGAGUGCCGUGAGCUACAUCCAUCGCAUUGGUCGUACGGGCCGCAAUGGCCGCAAGGGCGAAGCCGUCACGUUCUUCACGGAAAGUGACAUGAUGUAUUUGCGCACGAUUGCCAACGUCAUGAAGCUCUCUGGCUGCGACGUGCCCGAUUGGAUGCUCGCGAUGAAGAAGGCGAGCGUCCGCCAGCGCAAGCAGCUGCUCAAGGCGCCGCCGCAGCGUCACCGCAUCGAAACGGUCUCUGGCUACGAUCUGAAAAAGGCGCACAAGCACAAGCUCAUGAAGCAGCACACGGCCAAGAAGAAGACCAGCAGCGCGGACAACGAUGCGAAUGAUGCAUAG